This is a messenger RNA of Ananas comosus (pineapple), 1376 nucleotides long. Its product is annotated as protein FAR1-RELATED SEQUENCE 5-like. Gene Ontology annotation, molecular function: zinc ion binding. Bases 447 to 1376 code for a protein of 309 amino acids. Gene Ontology annotation, biological process: regulation of DNA-templated transcription. Lineage: Eukaryota; Viridiplantae; Streptophyta; Magnoliopsida; Poales; Bromeliaceae. The transcript has a single exon. The record is from RefSeq and is a predicted model, not a curated record.
AGCAAAAUAUUUCCAGUUCUCAAAUUAUGUCAUUCAUCGCUGCACGAGAGGGAGGAGCACAUAAUGUUCGUUUCACAAGAAAGGAUUUAAGCAAUGUGGUAACAGAGAAAAAUAGAUCACUACUUGGUGUUGAUGUACCAUUGACAAUUAACCAUUUUCGUCAGCUACAAACGAGAGAUCCAUCUUUUUUUUAUGCUAUUGAUAUUGAUGACCAAGGUAUGUUGCGGAAUUUAUUUUGGGUUGACGGUAGAUCUAGAAUGACAUACCAAAAUUUUGGCGAUGUAGUUACCUUUGACACCACUUAUAUGACUAAUAAGUAUAGUAUGCCGUUUGCACCUUUUAUUGGUGUUAAUCAUCAUCGUCAAACUAUCUUUUUUGGUUGUGCCCUUAUUAGAAAUGAAUCCGCUAAUACAUUUUGUUGGCUCUUUCGUACAUGGCUUGAUGCAAUGUUUGGCCAACACCCCAAGGCUAUAAUUAUUGACCAAGAUCCAGCAAUGAAAAAGGCAAUUGAGCAAGUUUUUCCUCAAACAGUGCAUCGGUGUUGUGAAUGGCAUGUUAUGCGAAAAGCAAGAGAACAUCUAGGUCUAGUGUAUAGCACAAAGGAAGGCUUUCAGAAAGAGCUUUUUUCCUGCAUUGAUGGUAGUAUUACUAUCGAAGAGUUCGAAAUGAGAUGGAUCGGUAUGCUUCAGAAGUUCGACUUGUAUGAUAAUAAACACCUACAAUUCAUGUGGAGCAAUAGACAUCAAUGGGUGCCUGCUUAUUUUCGAGAUACAUUUUUCGCUGUCAUGUGUACUUCGCAAUGUAGUGAAAGCAUUAAUGUUGUCACUAAAAUUUGGGUCGACAACCAUACGUCAAUAUACAAAUUUGUCCUUCAAAUUGAAAAAGUGAUCGAAACUCAAUACGACAAAGAAGACGAGGAAGAUUACAGGAUGAGAGGUGGUGAGGUGAAGCUUUAUUCAUAUAAUCCUAUUGAAGUUCAAGCUCGUGAUAUUUAUACAAAAAGAAAUUUCUUUGAAUUUAAGGAACAAUUGAGAUUGAUCUCGGGACAUUCAUUGCUGGAACUAGAAAAGAAUUCACUAUAUAAAACAACUGCAAUACACAAUCCUACAAUGACUUAUACUAUUAGCGUGAAUCGAUUAGCAGAAAAGGUCUCAUGCAAUUGCAAAAUGUUCGAAUUUACGGGCCUUUUAUGCUCACACAUAUUAAAGGUACUGCAUUAUAUUGGAAUAUAUUCGAUUCCUUCGCAUUACAUCUUGAAACGAUGGGCGGAAAAUGCACAGAGGAGAUCUUUCAACAUUCAAUCUAUACAACAUGAGGCAAUGGGUGACUCUCUGCAUGCAAAGGCUAUAAGGUCUAAUGUGAAACAAGAGAUUUGA